AUGAUGAUGGACCAAACCCACGCCGCACUCCACAGCAAAACCGAGGCCUUUACCUUAAGGGCAGGUGUUAACGAGCUCGGCUUUCUCACUACCACUACUACUCGUGAUCAGGAGGUUGACAGCAACCGCAACACCCUCAACAAUGUCAACUCCUCCUUUCACGGGUCGGGUCAUCCCGGGUCGAUGCGUGACCUUGUUCAUGCCGUCUCAACUUUUGGUGUGCAGAGGAAGAAACGGAUGGUGAGGCAGAGGCGAGCCACCACCUUCAACUUUCAGCUCUCUUUUGCCAUCCCCAGCUCCCACGUGCUCCCUUCCGCUUCCCUACCUGCACGUGUAACUGAUCCUGCAAGGUUGAGAUUUCUUUUCCAAAAGGAACUUAGGAACAGUGAUGUGAGCAGUCUCAGAAGGGUGGUACUCCCUAAGAAAGCCGCUGAGGCUCAUCUCCCAGCCCUGGAGUUUAAGGAAGGGAUUCCUAUCAGCAUGGAUGACAUGGAUGGUGUGCAUGUUUGGAGCUUUAAGUACAGAUUUUGGCCUAACAAUAACAGCCGCAUGUAUGUGCUGGAGAACACUGGAGAAUUUGUCAGCACUCAUGGCUUACGUCUUGGAGAUUUCAUCAUGGUCUAUGAGGAUAGUGCAAACCAGAAAUAUGUUAUUCAAGCUAAAAAGGCAAACUCCGACCAAGAAGAUGAUGACGACAACUACGAUGAUACUGUAUAUGGAGUGGAAGAAACUAUGAACAAUGCUGUGAAUGAGCUCAUGCUUUAUGAAUCACUCCCUGAGCAGGCUAACAAGUGUAGCUCGUUUUACAUGCCAACAAUGGAACAUGAUGAUAAGCCAGAUGUUAAUGCAGGCAUGUCUUUUGUGUAUGACACCACUGCCUUCUCAAACGACUCUCUCCUUGAUUUUCUGGGAGGAUCCAUGACCAACUUAUCAAGAUCAAAUGGGCGUCUGCAGGAGAAUUUUGGGUCUGUUGAGAACCUGUCUCUUGAUGAGUUCUAUUAA
This is a messenger RNA of Argentina anserina (silverweed cinquefoil), 1002 nucleotides long. Its product is annotated as B3 domain-containing transcription factor FUS3. The record is from RefSeq and is a predicted model, not a curated record. Bases 1 to 1002 code for a protein of 333 amino acids. The transcript is spliced from 6 exons. Gene Ontology annotation, molecular function: DNA binding; DNA-binding transcription factor activity. Lineage: Eukaryota; Viridiplantae; Streptophyta; Magnoliopsida; Rosales; Rosaceae.